Capsicum annuum is the source of this 1719-nucleotide messenger RNA. RefSeq lists its product as uncharacterized. The transcript has a single exon. The record is from RefSeq and is a predicted model, not a curated record. Lineage: Eukaryota; Viridiplantae; Streptophyta; Magnoliopsida; Solanales; Solanaceae. Bases 497 to 1228 code for a protein of 243 amino acids.
UGCUAGAAUUUCGUUAGAUUUCCCUAUUUUCUGUGAGAGAAGACGGGAGGCAACACGUGUCAAUUAAGUACUGAGUUAAAAAAAAAAAAAGAGUACGUGUCGUGUACAUAAACCUCAAUUGUGAUACCAUUAGUUCAAAUUCUUCUUAAAAAUACUUUAUUAUAUCACUUUGGAUCCUACUCUUCUACAUUUUUUGGCCCCAUAUUCUGGUAAAAUAGUUAAAAGAACGUUAAGUAAGGAGUGGUAGGUAAAAAUAUUUAUAAAGACGAGCGUGUUAAACAAAUAUUAACAAGUUUUAGAGGCAAAAUAUGUAUUAAGCCUAAAAAUGAAAUUACAGUUAAAAAAAAAAUGCGGACCGGGUCGAACUCCGAUUGUUUCCAUAAGCAUUUAUAGAAAUUAUAUGUAAGAGUAUAAUUUAAUCACAAGGUACAACCAACACCAACGUUACACUAGUCAUAAUAUCGUUGUUUGUUUUUCCAAUUUCUGGAAAUCAAUCAUGUUGCUUACUCGAACCAAAUCAAAAAUUUGGAUUGACAAUAACAAUUCCCCCAAUUUCUCUUGUUCCUCCUUCAAAGAUAUUAAUACCCUUUUCUCCGAAGAUAAUUCUAAGUACAAUUCUCCUUCUUCUUCUUCCUCCACCAACAAAAAGCCCAACAUAUUCCACCGUGUCCUCCGCGUUAACGCCGUUCUCCGUGCUUUUUCAACCCGACCCGAACCCGAAUCAUCCCCCAGUAGAUCAGAGCCGUUGAUUCAAAUCCCGAGAGCGGAGAAAAAAAUUGUGAUCUACUUCACAAGCUUAAGAGUAAUCCGUUCGACCUUCGACAGUUGCAAAGCCGUUCGAUCAAUUUUGUCUAGUUUCCGUGUUGCGAUCGACGAACGAGAUGUGUCGAUGGACGCUGGGUUCAUGGAAGAGCUGAAAACGAUAUUGGGUAAACGUGAAAAGACGAAAUUGACCUUGCCUAGAGUUUUCAUUGGCGGGAGGUAUAUUGGUGGUGCGGAUGAGGUUAUUCAGCUGCAUGAAGCUGGCGAGCUGAAGAAGUACGUUGAAGGGUUGGCUCCGGCGGAGUUAAGCACGUGUGAAGUGUGCGGUGGAGAUAGAUUUGUUCUAUGUGAUGAUUGCAGUGGUAGCAAAAAGUACUAUAGUGAGAAAAGUGGAUUCAGAACUUGUACGGCUUGUAAUGAGAAUGGCUUGAUCAGGUGCCCUUCUUGUUACCAUGCAAUAAUCUGAAUGCAAUUGUUAACACUACUUUCGUUAGAUUAGUGAACGGGAGCCUUGGCAUAACUGGUAAAGUUGUCCUCAUGUGAUGAGGAGAUCACGACGACCCUUGUGGUCGGCCUUUCCCGAACAGCCCCUUAGUUUGUUAGAUUAAUAUCCUAUAAGUAGGCUAGUCAGAAAGUAUUAGCUGGAAAUGGAGGUGAAAAUUUUAGUACUUCAUUUUCUUUAUUAAUUUUCCAUUGGCAGUUUUUCGUUAUUACACUUCAUUUCGUCCCCUUUGAUGGAGGGAGGGGAAGGAUUGGCACAUUUUGAUGUGCUUAUAAACGAAGCGAAAUGCUUAUAUUUAGUUGAUUUUCUUUCUGGUGUUUGCUUUUUGACGUAGUUCUGUAAAUUGCUGAUUGAGAAGUUAAUAUUACUAUGUAGGAUAGAUAAUACAUGCUAAUUAUGUAUGAAUUGUGAUGUUGCACUUGGGAAAUUUCGUAGAUUUGAUUCCACUUUUUAUA